CUAAGCCGAUCUCAACCCGACCAAAGUCUAACAUCCACGAAACAACCGUCGAAGCCAUGUUCCCGUCACUACGCAAACAGAAGAUCGCAAAGGGUCUCGCGAACCAAAGCAGACGGUUCUCGCUCUCCGCUUCCAACAUCUUAGGUCUGAAUCCUGCGCCGGCCGAUAAAUCACCUGAAGUGACAUUACCGUACGCACCGGUGCAGCUUCAGAGGCCGCGAAAUGGACGCCCGAAAGGACCGCGGGAGAUGAACUCGUCAAAAUUGCGAUUCUCCCAAUCGUUACCAUCCAUGCCGUUAUCGCCAAUAUUCAAGCUGCAGGUAGCCUCACCAUUGGAAGCGAAGGCGAUGAUCUUGCCCAUGAAUAGUCCCGUCGAACAGGAAGGACAGAUCAAGAAGUUCCAGCUCGCCAAUAAUAUCCACGUCGUCGAUGCCAGCACCAUCACCAGAAAUAAAGGAUCUUCCAUUUCCGAGGGAUCUCGGCCGACAUCCGUAUAUAGCACCCCGCAGGCGAAAACUCCCCGUUCGCCGCAGUUGACUAACAUGGAAUGGUCGUUGGAUGUGAUUGACAAGAUGCUGAAUCAGGUGCGAGAUCUCCAAUCGAAAGAUCUGGAAUUGCGACCUGCAUACACUCAACCACCAGGCGUGCCUAGCAAAUCCGAAACCGUACAAUAGUAGAUUCGCGAGUUUACUGUAACUUAUAUCAUAUACAUAUAGAAAGGAUCGACUAUAGUUUAAUCUCAAAUCUGAUGGUAACUGUCGGAA
Messenger RNA from Fimicolochytrium jonesii, 764 nucleotides. RefSeq lists its product as uncharacterized. The record is from RefSeq and is a predicted model, not a curated record. The coding region runs from base 57 to 674 and encodes 205 amino acids. The transcript has a single exon. NCBI's taxonomy places the organism in Eukaryota, Fungi, Chytridiomycota, Chytridiomycetes, Spizellomycetales, Powellomycetaceae.